AUCAGCUACAACCCUCUGCUUCACAGUGGGUAUAGACCCCGCCCAUUCUGUCCUCGACAGCGACACCCACUCGGGGGUGGCGGCGCGCCGCCCCUCAAAUCUCAACCGAAAAUAAAACUUUGCACACGGGAGUAAGGCCUCAGAUGCGUUUAGCAGAUUCGCUACCCCUUGUUUGUCGGAUAAAUAUGAUGGUCACCCCUGUUACUAUAAAAUUAAUUGAGUCGAUUCGCAAAAGCUCAUACUGUUUAACGCUGGCCGCGGAAACAUUGGUGUGCUCGUCCGUUAUCCAUUUUGUGUUAAAGUAGGUAUGUCAGGAGCCAGGACACAGAUUGCAGAUUCAUCGACUUCGCCGCCCUUAAGCGACAGUCGGCGGGUGGAGUACACAGGCAUGAAGUUCUCAUACGCGGACGGGUCCGACGACGAGGCGCCGCUGAACGCCGAGCUGCCGUCGUGCGUGUACGCAGCGGCGCGGAGCCGCCUGCAGCUCCCGCUGGCCGCCUACGUGCACCAGCACACCCGGCAGCUGCACUCUGAAGUCCUCCUGGAGGCGUCGACCGAGCCCGAGUACCAGUGCGGAGGCUCCCCGUACCGCGUGCAGCGCGCCGCCGCCAACGUCCGCGAGCGCCGACGGAUGCUGAGCAGUAUAAACUCGGCGUUCGACGAGCUGCGAGUGCACGUGCCGACGUUCCCUUACGAGAAGCGGCUCAGCAAAAUAGACACGCUGCGCCUCGCCAUCGCCUACAUCGCUCUACUCAGGGAGGUCUUGGACGCUGAUUAUGACCCGUUGACAUACGUUGAGAAAUGCUUGAGAGGAGAAAUCAAAGCAGACAGAGCACAUUGGAAUACAAGUGACCUGACGGCCCGUCUGUCGUGGAUCAACUGGGAGAACCUGGGCGUCAAUCCGCAGCGCCGCAGCGUACUGACGUCGCUGGCUCUGGGCUCGGACAACCUGCCCUAUUCACAUAACUAA
Molecule: messenger RNA, 970 nt
Organism: Cydia fagiglandana
Lineage: Eukaryota; Metazoa; Arthropoda; Insecta; Lepidoptera; Tortricidae
Gene: Fer2
Product: pancreas transcription factor 1 subunit alpha
Exons: 6
Coding region: 308-970 (220 amino acids)
Biological process (GO): regulation of transcription by RNA polymerase II; developmental process
Molecular function (GO): DNA-binding transcription factor activity, RNA polymerase II-specific; RNA polymerase II transcription regulatory region sequence-specific DNA binding; protein dimerization activity
Source: RefSeq, a predicted model, not a curated record